Molecule: messenger RNA, 513 nt
Organism: Vicia villosa (hairy vetch)
Lineage: Eukaryota; Viridiplantae; Streptophyta; Magnoliopsida; Fabales; Fabaceae
Exons: 1
Coding region: 1-513 (170 amino acids)
Source: RefSeq, a predicted model, not a curated record
AUGGUGUCUUCUGCUUCGUCUUCCGCUUCACAUUCUAGCGCCGAUCAAGGUGUUCCGCCGCCGGCGUCACCGAUGGUGUCUCCGUCUGAUGAUCACCGUUGUCUUAAUUUUUCUCUCAAGAUCUUGCAAAAGCUUGACGAGAAGAACUUUCACUUGUGGUGUCAACAAGUUGAGUCGUUCAUCAAUGCUCACGGUCUCACGGCGUUUGUUGUUUGUUCUAAGAUUCCGCCUCAGUUUCUGGAUGAUGCGGCGCGAAUCUCUGGAUCUGAGAAUCCUGAAUACACGAUCUGGCUUCAGAAAGACCAGAUGCUUCUCUCGUGGCUUCAAUCCACGUUAUCGAGCGAGAUUCUCUCGCGAGUGCUAGGAUUCAUUCUUGCUUAUGAGCUUUGGGAUCGCCUGUUUCAAUACUUUCAGAAACAGACUCGUGCUCGUGCACGUCAGUUGCGUGUUGAGCUACGCGCCGUCACGCUCGAUUCCAUGACGGUUCAGGAUUAUUUACUUAAAUCAGGAUGA